CGCCUCUUUUUUUUGGCUCUGAUCGCUGGCCCAGCGGUCGUCCAGGCGGCUAAAAGCCUAUUAUUUGUGCCCACGCGUAUCCCAGCUAGCUGCGCGCGCUGCACAUUUGCCCGACGCCCACCAAUCGAGCACCAGAGAGGCUGCUCUCAGCCUGCUCCGAUUUGCAAAAUCGGGGCGAACGAAUCAUCGGAGGCAAGUGCUACGCCUGAAGAAAGCACAGCCAUGGUCAAAUGGGUCGUAGGAGAUUCGGUCGACUACGAGGUGAACGGCACCUGGUACCCGGGCUACAUCGCGCGCAGCGACUCGAAGAAGCUGUACUUCAAGUACGAAGCGUCGAAGUUCAAGAGUUACGAGGAGCCCAUCGACAAGGCGAGCCGCGACGAUCUGGCGCGGCUCCGCGCGGGAUCGGGCAGCGGGCCCCCGGCCGCCGCCAAAAAGAAGAAGCCGGCGGCCAAGAAGUCGUACGAGCUCGGCGUCCGUGGCGCGAUUGUCGUCGCAUCGAUGGCGUCGACCGGUCCCCGACGCAGGCCCGCGAAGAAGCCGGCGCGCAAGCCCGCAGCCAAAUCUCCGGUGAAAAAGAAGACCGUCGCGAAACCCGCGGCCCGGAAACCCGCGGCUAAGCCCGCCGCCAAGAAGUCGUGCGAGCCCGGCGUCCACCGCCGCGCCGUCGCCGCGGCGCCACGCGAAACCCCGGCGCAGGCCCGCGAAGAAACCGACCGCCAAGAAGUCGCCCGCCAAGAGGAAGUCGCCCGCCCGCAAGAAAAAGAAGUA
Molecule: messenger RNA, 771 nt
Organism: Pelagomonas calceolata
Lineage: Eukaryota; Pelagophyceae; Pelagomonadales; Pelagomonadaceae
Source: the annotation of a GenBank genome assembly